Suillus paluster is the source of this 2877-nucleotide messenger RNA. Its product is annotated as glycoside hydrolase family 5 protein. NCBI's taxonomy places the organism in Eukaryota, Fungi, Basidiomycota, Agaricomycetes, Boletales, Suillaceae. The transcript has 9 exons. Gene Ontology annotation, molecular function: beta-glucosidase activity. Gene Ontology annotation, biological process: glucan catabolic process. Bases 438 to 2612 code for a protein of 724 amino acids. The record is from RefSeq and is a predicted model, not a curated record. Gene Ontology annotation, cellular component: extracellular region; cell surface.
ACUUUCGAUGUGUGCUACAUAGAGUUCGGUGUCUUGCAUCGUCUGCUUGCAAACGUUCCUUCUCUCGCUGGUAUCAGCGGUGGCACCCUCCCGAGUCACGUCGGAUGAUGUCUGGUCGCUGCUCCAAGUUCUACAAUUCCAAAGCAGACCUACCAUUUACCCCAUUACUCAUGCUACUUCUCGACUUGGUAUUCCAGUACAGCGAGUGUACUUCAAGGGCCGAAUCGCAACAGAAGACAUUUAAAUUAUAGAGUACGAAACUGUUCCCCGAAGGAGUGAAUUCAAUUGAGUAAGUAUGCGCGUUGUUAUUAUGUUCGACGUAACCACCGUUUGCCGGCAUGGGACCGAACAACAAAAUGCCUUUAGGCCGCUAGCCUUCUGAGUUUCAAGGUCACGCUCUUGCUUGUCCCCAUCACAGUCUUUACUACACAACCGAGAUGUCAUCGAGACCUGACAGCUUCGCAGAGGUCUCUUUGGCUGCUCCUGACACUCCUUCGUUGAAAACCAGCCAGCCUCUUUGGAUUUCAACCCCCGAGGCAGCAACUACUCCCCGCCACUCCUUCAUUUACACCUCAAGCAGUUCUUCUCCAUUAUCACCAGCUCAAGAGAAGGGAAACCCAGGUCCCUCUGGGGAAGAAAUAAAACCUUCUCAUUCAAAGAAGGGUGCUAAAUACGUACGCCCCAUUCUAUUGUCUCUCUCUGUUGUUCUGGUAGCGGUUGCGGUGGUGGUACCAGUCUACUUUUUUGUGAUCAAACAUCACAAUCAUGAGUCGGACAUGACCAACGGAACAAGUUCUUCGGAGCCUUCGUCCGUCGGCUCUCACGCCAGUCCAACUCGCGGGGAAAAUGGUUCUACGGUCACUACCUCGGACGGAUCGACUUUCACAUAUAAUAACCCUUUUGGUGGAUAUUGGGUAGAUGAUCCUAAUGAUCCAUUCAAUAAUGACGCGCGUCCUAACUCAUGGACACCACCGCUGAACCAAAGUUGGGUGUGGGGCCAAAACAAGGUUAAUGGCGUAAAUAUCGGUGGCCUCUUUGUUCUCGAGCCGUUCAUUUCACCAGCUCUAUUCGAGAGUUAUCCAGAAGCUAUCGAUGAAUGGUCACUAAGUACACUCAUGGCCGCGGACACUGUCAACGGAGGACUGAAUCAGAUUGAGGAGCAUUACAAGACGUUCAUCACCGAGCAGGACAUAGCGGAAAUUGCUGGCGCUGGGUUGAAUUGGAUACGUUUGCCCAUCCCUUUUUGGGCUAUCGAGAAGUGGGAUUUUGAGCCUUUCCUCGAGCAGGUUUGCUGGCCAUAUAUCUUACGAGUUCUUCAAUGGGCACGGAAGUAUGGCCUUCGGGUCAACCUUGAUCUUCACACAAUUCCUGGCUCUCAGAACGGUUUCAAUCACUCCGGAAAGUUUGGGAAGAUCAAUUUUCUCAAUGGAGUCAUGGGUGUUGCGAACGCGCAGCGCGCUCUCGGUUACAUCAGGAUCAUCGCCGAAUUCAUUUCGCAGCCUGAGUGGAGGGAUGUUGUGCCGGUCUUUAGCAUCAUGAAUGAAGCUAGGGUUGCUGUCAUUGGUAUGGAUCAGAUGACGUCUUUUUACCUGCAGGCCCACGAUAUGAUUCGCGAUAUCACAGGGUACGGGGAAGGAAAUGGGCCGUAUAUUGCAAUCCAUGAUGGCUUCCAAGGUCUUUCAUCAUGGGCAGGGUUCUUGGAGGGAUCAGAUCGUAUCAUCCUGGACACUCACCCUUAUUUGGCUUUCGAUGGUAGUCCCAACACAGAGCCCAUAGCGACAGGAACUGGGUUGGAUGCUGGGGGUAUCUGGCCAACUCUAGCCUGCUCGAGAUGGGCGACUUCGAUGAAUACUAGUCAAACGGCGUUUGGCGUCACCUUCGCUGGCGAAUUUAGCAACGGCUUCAACGAUUGCGGACUGUACCUCAAUGGGGUGGGCAAUGCACAGGACGUGGCGCCGUCGUGCUCGCUCUUUUUAGACUCGUCGCAGUGGAAUGAUACAAUGAAGGCCGGGCUUCAGCAAUUCGCAUUGGCGAGUAUGGACGCGCUUCAGGACUGGUUUUUCUGGACCUGGAAGAUUGGGCCAACAUCAAACAAUACGAUUGCGUCUCCACUAUGGUCUUACCAGCUAGGAUUGCAACAAGGAUGGGUGCCCACUGACCCUCGCAUGGCUACCGGGACCUGCGCUGCACUCGGAGUCGCUGCUCAACAGUUUGACGGUGUUUAUCAACCUUAUCAGACUGGCGGGCCUGGUGCGGGGACAAUUAAUCCUGUCUUGACAUCUUCGUACGGUCAAUAUCCGCCCAAGUCCAUUAGUGGGCUUACCGCAGGAGCUACACAAUCCUUACUUCCUACUUACACGUCAACAAGCGCCAUCCCGACGCUACCGCCGCCUACCUUUACACCAAAUCCUCCGAGUUCGGUCGCCAUCGGUAACGGAUGGUUUGAUUCGUCUGAUACUGGUCUCGCUGCCACAGAAGUCGCUGGGUGUACAUACCCUAAUGCAUGGGAUGCCGUCAGUGCCGCAAUGCCGACUGCCCUCUGUCCUCCCACCGCAAGUGCUAGUGCCAGUGCAGUUGUCACUUCUGCGCCUGCAGUCACGACUUCAUCUUGAUUCCCGACUCGGGGACUUCAAGCAUUUUCUCACUUGGGCAUAUAAUUAGAGACUAACGAACAACCCCCGAAACUCCCUAAUGAGAUGAGUACACUACCUUUAAUACGUCUAGUUCGAGAUCCAAAAGGCACAUAUCCUACUAUUCCUUGUUCAAAGCGAUUGGAUUGACAGUAUCAGGUUUUCACGCAGUUUAGGCUUGACCACCCUCGUGUAAAACUUUUAUCGACAUCCGCGUGUUCUUCUAAAUUCCGCCACCCUUCUCGGA